Messenger RNA from Phyllotreta striolata, 3274 nucleotides. NCBI's taxonomy places the organism in Eukaryota, Metazoa, Arthropoda, Insecta, Coleoptera, Chrysomelidae. The record is from the annotation of a GenBank genome assembly.
CCUGCGAGUUUGUAUGAGCGAUGUUAUGCUGGAAAACAACGUUAAAAUAAUAACGCAAACGGCGUAUGAAAUGUAAUCGUCGAUUAACCACAAUCCUACGGAGAAGGCUUGAAAGGCGUAGAAAGGAUUCAAAACUUCCUGCACGAAUAAUAUCCAAUACGAUUUUACUUCUACUUCGAUUUUAUUUAAACCGUACAAAGUUAGCCUAGCGAAAUUAAACGGGUAAGAUAAAAUUCGAGCCUUUUACAAUAAACAUACCUGAAUUUGUAUUCCUCGUCUGACAGUCCGUUUAAGUUAUUUAAAUACUGAUCGGCCGUUUGAAAAGGAAUUAAGGCAUCUAAAGUAACGAAAGCACCUUUGUUACAAUCCCAUACGUACUUGUUGUGUUGGUACAAAAAAUAUCUAAAAUUAUCUGAGGCGAUUUCUGGCAGUGUUAGUUUCAUAUUGUCUAUGCUAAUGAACUCGUUCCUUCCAUAUUUAUUGCUAACUACAACAAAAAAGUUACGAUAUCGCGAGGAUAUAUAAAAAUUAUCUCACCUAAAAGUUCGGUGGCAGAUUGUAAGGUCACGGGCUUGAAUUUAACUUUCUUCAGUUUCGGAUAAUAGUUGAAAAUUACAUAAGGGAAUCCUAAAAAUAGUAUACCGAAAACGUGGUACAAGAAACUCCUAAAACGGCUCUUCUUUAGUCCUCGUAUUUCGAAUAAAACCUGAUCUUGCGCUUCGUUAUAAAAUUCUUGUACAUCAUUCGAACCGAUGGUUUGAUAACCUGAAAAAUCGUCGAAAAAAUUCAAUCAAAUAAUGAAUAACGCGUUAAGCAAACUCACCACUCGACUCCCUGCUGGUGUUCAUCUCUCAAUUCUCGCAACAAUGGCACUACAUUAAUUAUAAACUAUUAACCAUAAUUUCAUUUCAUUUUCGAAUGGAACACGGUCAAACGGAACAUUUUCGAGCUGAUCGAAAUUCACAGCGACUUCACUAAACAAAUUGUUUGCGUAGAUAAACUGCGUGUUUGUUAACCAUCCGAAGAUAAAGGAAAAUUAUGCUUAAUUGUUUAUUGUUUAUGAAAACCAACGAUGUUGACGUCAAACUGACGUCUACAGUGCUGACACCAUGCGUUUCUUUCAAACACUCAAGUGACAGAUGACAGCUGACUGAAUAACUGUAAAGAUAAAGAUGAAUUUUGUAAGUAUUUUAUGUGGUCUCAAGCAUAAACAAAAUAGGUAAUAUAAUAUGGCCUGGUCUUAAGCAACUCAAAAAGGAAUACAGGGACUCGAACAAAUAAUAUUUAACUGAACAAACAAAAUAUUUCGUCUCGUCUUGAUGUUGUUCAUGUCAUCUGUCAAAAUAUUCAAUUGUAAAAAAAGAAGAAUUGUUUAUAUACAUAACCUAAAAAUAUAAAUGAAUAAUAUGAAAGCAAACAUUUGAUUCUUGGUAAAACAUUAUCAGUUUGAUAUAAAGCGAAUGAAAUUGUAAACCGACCAUGCUGCAGGAACUUCUGUCGUCGAUAAGCGAAUUCGCAAUGAACGGUACAUCCCCAGAAACUCGAUUAGCCAACCAAUUGAUACCCGAAUCGAAUAAAAACGGCUUCGAAACGUUCUUCGUCAUAUCCCCCGCCGUGGUCUAUUCCUUCCUAGCGGUAUAUCUGGAAACUCGCUUUAAUUUAAAAAAGAACCUGUGCUUCGUACUAGAAAUCUUCAUAAUCAUCGUGCCCGAAAUACUGGGCAUGACCUUGUUGUCGAAUUACUCGCACGCCAUCUGGUACGCCCUGUUCGCUUGCAUGCUCCUCCUGAUCUGCUUGAACCGCCGAAUAUUCCAAGCGACCGACGAGACCGUCUUCGACACCAAGUUCAUCACCAACACUCGAUCGACCAUCAACAUCCUCUCAGUGAUAGCGAUAUUGGCCGUCGAUUUCGGCGUGUUCCCUUCGAGGUUCCACAAGACCCAUAUGGUGGGCUACAGCGUGAUGGACGCCGGAGUGGGGAUGUACGUGUUCGCCAACGGGAUCGUUUCCCCCGAAUCGAGGGAACUCAAAAACCCCGUUUUGAAGUCCGUAAAAGGCUCUCUGGCUUUGUUGAUCGUGGGAAUCGGUAGGUUGAUAAUGACGCGGUUGUUUCACUAUCACGUGCCCGUAGGGGAGUACGGGGUGCACUGGAAUUUUUUCAUUACUUUGGCCGUCACGAAGGUAUUCACAUCGUUUUUCUUGAACAUAGUGAACGUUAAGUACAUUUAUAUUAACGCUAUCGUGUUGUUGUGCGCUCACGAGAUGUUGUUGGAGAGCGGUUUGAAGCAGUUCGUGUUCGACGAGUUUCCUAGAGACAACUUCAUCAAAGCGAACAAAGAAGGUAUCGUCUCAUCGUUGGGGUUCGUCAUACUUUAUUUGUUCUCCGUUUACUUCGGGUAUAUACUGCAAAUGAAGAAGAGGAAACAGUCUACGGUUGCGGUUGUUAAAAAGCAUCUAAUAGGCGGUUGUGCGGCUUUGUUGUGUUCCGUUAUCUUCGAACAUUUCUUCGGGAUUUCCAGGAGGGUGGCCAAUGCGGCUUACAUUUGCUGGAUACUCUUCUUAGGUAUAUCCAGUCAGGUGUUUUAUUUUCUGAUCGAGACCGCCCAGAAAGCGAUCUUCAACGGCGACUCGCCGGCGUUGCAAGUGCCUUACAUCAACGAUGCCGUGAAUUUCAACGGACUGGCCUUUUUCCUCGUAGGUAAUCUACUCACCGGUUUCGUUAAUCUCACUAUCGAUACGAGGGCAUACGAAACGUUGGAUUCGCUUUUGAUCGUUUUGACUUACAUGAUCGUAAAUCUUCUUGUGGUUGGUUUUUUGUACGCUCGAGGCGUCAGACUGAAGUUUUGAAUGAAGUUGUAGCGGGGCGUUGCACAAGUGCACUUUACCAAAGCAGUAUUAGUCGUUAAUGUAGUUGAAUCUUUUGUAAUUUUAUAUAAUUAUAAUAAAUAUGUAUAAAAAAAUGUAAAAAAAAAUCACAUUAGUAAAAAGAGAUUCGUUGCGUCCGGUUGUUAGGAAAAGUAUGGCAGAAAAUUCGUUAUAAAAAAACCGUCUUGGCACGUUUAGAAAGCGUUAAAAAUCGUAAAUCCUAGGUUAACUAGAACCUAGGAUUAACUAGGUAUAAAUAAAAUAUUUAUAAUUCGUCGCGCGUAUGACUAAUGUACUUUCGAAAGCCCUCGUGGCCCUUCACAUGCUCAGCCGCUUUUCUCACGAGUCGUACGAAUUCUUCUCUGUCGAAUUUGUAAUUUACGAACUUGGCUUGAGCUCCGCCCGAAUA